This is a messenger RNA of Podarcis raffonei (Aeolian wall lizard), 2668 nucleotides long. It is a transcript of the gene JPT2, whose product is annotated as Jupiter microtubule associated homolog 2. The record is from RefSeq and is a predicted model, not a curated record. Gene Ontology annotation, cellular component: nucleus. The transcript has 5 exons. The coding region runs from base 126 to 698 and encodes 190 amino acids. NCBI's taxonomy places the organism in Eukaryota, Metazoa, Chordata, Lepidosauria, Squamata, Lacertidae.
UUUUAAAGACCGCCCGGGCGCCCUGCCUGAGGAAAUCACAAGCGCGGAGCUGUAGCUCCGCUCGCAGUUGAGGAGCGCGUUGCUUAGCAUCCGCUAGGCCGUUGGUCACCGCCGCUCCCGCCACCAUGUUUCAGGGACCCGAGACCGACUCGGCGAAACCCAGCUCGAGGGUCCUGCAACCUCCUGGAGGAAGCUCCAGCAAUCUCUUUGGAAGCCCAGAAGAAGUCAACUCCUCUUUCAGGCCGCACAGAAUGACAUCUAACAUAUUUGGAGGAGCUGAAGAAACUCCGAACGUUUCAAAGAGAACAAACCCUCCAGGUGGGAAGGACAGUGGAAUAUUUGAGGACCAUAAACCUAAUCCUUCUCGUCAUCUUACAAAUCCACCUGGUGGAAAAACAAGCAAUAUUUUUGGGUCUCCACAGCCUGUCGACAUUGUCAAAGCUCACCCAAACAAACCCAAGGAUCAUGCUGUUAUCCUGAAUGACAGAGGGGAUGUGCCACAAGAACUAAAACCAAAAGAAGACCAAAGACCACAGGUGGAAGAUACAAGUGAAAAGAGAGAGCCACAGAAGAAGGAGAGCACCAAAGAGCCUGGACCCAAAAUGGAUGAUCAUGAGCCCAGGCUGGGGCCACGGCCACGAUCACACAACAAAGUCCUCAACCCUCCAGGGGGCAAAUCCAGCAUUGCCUUCUAUUAAGGAAAGUGUUCUCUUCCCUUCCCCCUCCCCACAAUGGAGUCAGCACAGAAACAGUUUUCAAGGUUUGAACCAGAAGUUUAGCCUCCUGCUGCUUGAAGAAAGAGCCACUUAGUGGUUUGGCAUAUUCAGUAUGUGGCAGAAGUUAGCUUGAGCUUUUCUGGCUUUUAAAGUUGCAGUACAGACUUCUGAGAGUACCCUGAGCUCAUGCACUUCCAAGGUAGAAUAUUGCUUUCUUGAUGCACAGAUUAGGUAAUAUAGCCCUGAGGGGAUUUUAUUUGUGCUAGAUAAGGAGGAAGCCUGGUCUAAACUCUGACUAAAGAUCUUCCUGAACUGUGGACUAGAACUGCCCUUUGUCAUCUUGUAAGGAAGAACCUUACUAAGCAAGCAGAUCCUCUUCUGGAGAGUAAUUGUAGUCAAAAUGUAUUGUGCAAGAAUUCAUUUUUUGAACUCUUGAAAGUCUUCAACCUUUUUGCUAGUUAAGGAAGGUGCAAGUUGAAUGACAAUAUAUUUGCAGUUGUGGAUGGCACGGAAUGAUCUGAAAAUUCAGCCAAACCACUCUUGUCUAUAAUCAGACCUUGAAUCUUGUCCAAUGAGAUGGUUAAGAAUGUAGUGUUCUACCCCAUAAUGAGCCUCCAAUAGAAGCUGUUUGUACUCAAGGUUCUUUCUGCCCUAUAAGUGUCUAGUCUUUAUCUAAUUCUGUGCUGACUCUGUUAGACUAUUUGCCUUCCCUCCUUAUUGACCACUUCGUCCUAUAAUUUGGAUAGUUUUCAGCUCCUCUUCCCCAGAGACAGCACCUUUAACUAUGCUGAGUGAGGCUGCAGCUGCUGUGCUGCCCACCCUAUUCUUCUAGUUCUCCCCACCUUGCCCACCACCAGUACUUAAGAAUUAAAAGUCCUGAUUGUAGCAGGCAGAGGAGAACCUGGAGAAAGGCUGCAGAGGCUGGAGCCCUGGUUAUUGCAGUUAAAAGUAUAAAUAACAUAUUGGUGACCCCAUCUGGAAGCACGGACUAUCCCACCUGGUUACUUCUUUGCAUUGUAGCUGCCUUGAGACUUCUGUUUGUCUCUUUCACUCACUCCAUCCAAUUGGAGAUGGUUCCUGGAUUUUUGCAAUACAAUACUCCUGGUGCACAGACUUCAGAUUUUUUUGCAAUAACUUUGUAUUGUUUUCUGGAAUUUCAUUAUGUGGGUUUAGGGGGUGGGAGGGGCUCUUAAACUUCAUGUAUUUAGAUUCCUGACCAGCUGUACUUUAAGACUUGUUCUUUUUUUAAAACAUCAAGUGCAGUGGCUUGCCUUUAGAACUCCCAUUAUAUAUAGAAGUUCAUCAGGCUUGCCAAAGAACUAGUGGCCUUUCUUGCAAAAUGGCUCUAGGUACCAGCAGAAAACAUUUUGCAAAUGGGUUCUGAGAAACAAGCUCUGUGCCAGAUAUUAAAAGUAGCUUGGAGUUCUGUCCAAGUUAUUGUUUUGUCUAAAAAGUCACCUCAAUUGAGGAAGAAAAAUUCUUCAUUGCCAUUCUUCAAAAAUGUGUAGCACCUCAAAAGAAAAAGGGGGAAACCCCACAGUAGAACAGGGAAUUAGAAGAGUUUGGUGUGGGGUGGAUGUUGAGCUUUGUGGUGGAUUCGUUCUAAAAAGGUGCAACAUGGGAAGAAUUGGCUCAAACUUGCUUCUCUGGCACUAUUUGCAUUGUGUUAUGGACUUCCUCUUGUCUAAAGCUUCAAGCUUUACUUGGGCCUGAAGUAUUAAAAGGUGCAUUUUCACCAGUGCCUCUGUUUUGGAUAGCAGUUUUCCAGCAAAGCCUUAAAUUAUUACUGAUUUAAUUAUACCUGUGCCAUUAUUUUUCUCAAGGGGUGCCUGGGGAGUACACUACGUAUCCAGAAAGGAUGCUUUUAUUAUUAAAAAAAGGUGGGGUUAAUGAAAAUUCAGAAUGUGUUGAAUCAUGUACUACUCAAUAAACAGCUGCAUUUUGUCACUUCA